Molecule: messenger RNA, 1593 nt
Organism: Saxophila tyrrhenica
Lineage: Eukaryota; Fungi; Ascomycota; Dothideomycetes; Mycosphaerellales; Extremaceae
Exons: 7
Coding region: 1-1593 (530 amino acids)
Biological process (GO): carbohydrate transport; transmembrane transport
Cellular component (GO): membrane
Molecular function (GO): carbohydrate:proton symporter activity
Source: RefSeq, a predicted model, not a curated record
AUGCAACCCUACUUCGGCCUUCGCGGCUCGAAGCUCAACGCUGCGAUAUGGGCCCUCGCGUGCUUCUGCAUCAUGAUCUUCGGCUACAACCAAGCGGUAGCCGGAGGCGUGUUGACGUCGGAGUCGUUCCAGAAGCAGUUCCCGCAGAUGGAUACGGUGGAUACGGAGGGGGCGGAGAAGAAGCAUAAUGCUACGAUCCAAGGAACGGUGCUCGGAAUCUACGUCUUAGCAGGCGUGUUCGGCAGUCUAGCCUGUACGUUCUUAGGCGACGUCUGGGGCCGUCGAUGGACCAUCUUCGCUGCCACUGCGACCGAGCUCGUUGGUGUGGUCUUGAUGGGAAGCUCAUUUGCGUUCGCUCAGUUCAUCGUCUCUAGGAUACUGGUUGGUCUUGGAACAGGAGGCGUCAUCGCCACGACAUCGGUCUGGCAGGCAGAGCUCUCGAAACCACAUAGUCGGGGCUCCCACGUCUCCGGCUUCGGGAUUUUCUGUGGUAUGGGGCUAUCGUUGGCGUUGUGGAUCGAUUUCGGGGCACACUAUGUGCAGAGCUCUUUUGCCUGGCGUUUCCCGUUCCUGAUCCAGAUCAUCCUGUCUCUCACAGUGAUGACCUUCAUCUUCACCCUGCCAGAGUCCCCGCGAUGGCUAGUUAAAAUGGGCCGCAUCGACGAAGCCAAAGGCAUCUUCAGCGCCACCUACGAGGUCGACACCGACUCCGAGACCGUCAGCACCAACAUCCGUGAUAUCCAGCUGUCCAUUGAGAUUGCGCAGAACGCCUCUCUCGGUGCACUGUUCAAGAUGGGCAAGCAGCGGACCCUCCAUCGUGUUGUUCUGGCGGCGACGAUCCAGAUGUACCUGCAGAUGACGGGUGUGAAUUCUGUGACUUCGUAUGCUUCAACGAUCUUUCAGGAGAAUCUCGGCUACCCAACAACCAAAGCCGACAUCCUCGCCGCCUCCUCCCAGAUCGUCAUCAUCCUCGGCAGCAUAGUCUGCAGCUACACCGUCGACCGCUUCGGCCGCCGCACCCUCAUGCUCCUCUCCGCCGCCAGCAUGUCCACCUGCCAAAUCGCCCUCACAGCCCUCGGCUCCCAACCCCAAAACACCGGCUGCCUCAAAGCGUCGGUCUUCUUCAUCUACCUCUACUACUUCGUCUACGUGCUCGGGUUCCUGGGCGUGCCGUUCCUCUACGCUUCCGAAAUCGCGCCGGUUCAUCUCCGCGCCGCGGUGUGUGGGAUAAGCACGGCUGUGUCGUGGUUGUUUAAUUUCUUGGUGGUGGAAAUUACACCGGUGGCGUUUACGACGAUUGGGUAUCGGUAUUUUGUCGUGUUUGCGGCGGUUAAUGCUAGUAGUAUUCCGGUGGUUUAUUUCUUUUACCCGGAGACCCGUGGACGGUCGCUGGAGGAGAUCGAUGAGAUCUUCACAAAGAGCAACAGCGUGCUUGAGCCGGUGAAGGUGGCGAAGCGGCUGCCGCAGAAGCAUCUGACCGAGAUGGUACAAGCAGACGAGAAGACUGGUGAGGGUGUGGAAAGGCUUGAAGACAUUGGCGCCGAGGAGAAGGAGAAGGGAGGAAGCGAUGACGGUAAUGGCUCGGUUAGUUAA